Soboliphyme baturini is the source of this 528-nucleotide messenger RNA. The record is from the annotation of a GenBank genome assembly. NCBI's taxonomy places the organism in Eukaryota, Metazoa, Nematoda, Enoplea, Dioctophymatida, Soboliphymatidae.
AUGUUGAAAAUUUGGAAUAGAUCGGAUAUCCCAAAGUAUGGUCAUUCUACUGAUGUAAGCAACUCAAAUUUCGAAAGCGGUAGACGGUGCGAAUCCGGUCCCGGCGUUUUCAUAUUUCGGUGUCCAAGGGCCGAAGAAUUGUUUUAUGUAUUGCAUUCCAGCGUCAGGGAGGCUCGUGCGUCCGUCGAGGAGCAACUCGGAAGAAUAUCCGCCCCGCCGCCGUUGAUGGUCAGUAAAUUAAGUAGCUGUUUAUACCAUUUGUCAGCAUGCGACCUUAGAUCUUUUAUGAUGCGAGCCAAGGGGGGAAUAACUGCAUUAUGUUUCAGUUCUAUUCGACAGAAGAUAUUCUUUAUUUUUGAUCUUGUACCGGAAUAUAAAGAAAUAAAAAUCGACAGAACUGGAUGUAGCAAAUGGUUGUUGUUACGCAAAAUACCGAGGCCAAUGCGUAGGCUAACGUUAAGAUGCGUUGUGCAAAAAUUUUGUCGAGAAGUUCAAAUCUGGAGCUUCUAUUGCAUACUAUCAACUUAA